CACCUUUCUUUUCGUCUCAAUGCAUCCUUUAAUUAUAGUAUGUAUGCCUCCAUCUCCAUUUCAAAUCCCUAAAUCUCCACGCAUCACCCUAUCUAUAGUAUUCCCGUCUCUCUGUCAACGGCUCCACAUUCUGGAAAUCAAAACCCACCGCAUCCAUGGCUAACAACCACCAGCUCCUCUAAACCUUUGUUCAUUCAUCUCCCGGAGAAAAGAUCCCAAGUAGCUACGAAAGCUUCUCUCUCUAGAACCAACGAGGCUUCUUUAUCCGCCAUCAUCUCCAUGCUCGAGCGUGAACGGCAAGGAUUAACCGACAGCAGCGGAGAACAGUGGCAUACGGCGGAAGAUUUCUGCCGGCGCGAUAAGAAAACCGAGGAAGAGAGGAGGCUUAGAGACACGUGGCGUAAGAUUCAAGGAGAAGAUGAUUGGGCCGGGUUAACGGACCCGAUGGACCCGGUUCUCAGAUCGGAGCUGACCCAUUACGGCGAAAUGGCUCAGGCCUGUUACGACACCUUCGACUUCGAUCCUUCCUCGAGAUACUGCGGCAACCCAUGUCGAGUGUUGGCCUCUAAAUGUAUAACGUCUCCAUUUAGAUCCGACGUGGGUUGUUGGUUCGAUGAGGCUCUUAGAACUCAAGCAGUGCUAUUGGAGGCAGGCUUUCUGAAUAUCUUUGGUAUUGUAAGCUCCAGAGCGGUGUCUGUAUGGACCGGGUGAAUUAGAGACUGAAGUCUCAGGAAGUAGCUCUCGCUUUGUGGUUGGCUUCUUAUGUACCGAGCUUCUGUUGUUUCUGUGUUCCCCUGUGAGAAGGGCUGUUGUGUUGAUGAACUCUGGAGGUUGGAUAAUGCGCUGAGAUCAAGGUCUGGAAAAACUGAGCAACGGCACCGAGUCCAUUUCACGUUCAAACGCAGCCACUGGUCUAUGCACUCCACAUGGAAAUUAUGGGCGCAAGAUUAAGCAUUCACCGCAAUC
Molecule: messenger RNA, 966 nt
Organism: Brassica oleracea var. oleracea
Lineage: Eukaryota; Viridiplantae; Streptophyta; Magnoliopsida; Brassicales; Brassicaceae
Product: phospholipase A1-Igamma2, chloroplastic-like
Exons: 4
Coding region: 280-711 (143 amino acids)
Molecular function (GO): glycerophospholipase activity
Source: RefSeq, a predicted model, not a curated record